GUGCUGAAGUUUGUGGUAGCUACAUGACACUUCAGUGCAGGGUUAGCAUGCGCGCGCGCCGCUGUUUGUGUCGCUCGCGGGGAAGCAGCCGCGUGAAGGAGAGCCGUCGAGCUCCGCGCAGGUGUGUGCUUCCUCUCAAUUAGCCUCAGCGUUGACUCAUUCACGCGGCGACAGGACCGGAGUACCGUCUGGAAGAGAAAGAACCGCUUUAGAAUAGAACCAGUUCACCCCUCGCAGCUCCUGAGUAAAACCACAAUGACUCUGGAAAUGAUCAACCUGAGCUUCUUGUCCGAGUUGGAGCAACAGAUGAUCCUGGAAGUGCUGAAACGGGACGAGGAGCUGAGGUUAAUUGAGGAUAAGCGUGUACGGAAGCUGAAGACGGAGCUGCUGGACGUGAAAAGGAAAGGGGCCAAACGGAGCAGUGGAAAUUACAGCGAGCGCAGCUGCGGCAGAUGCCAGGAGCCUCUAAGUCGGCUGGCAGUUUUUCCCAGCCAGUGCAAGAUGUGUAAACACAACGUGUGCCGCAACUGCCAAGCGGUCCUGCCCGAUGGAUCGCGGCUCUGCAGCGUGUGUGUCAAAGAAUCGGAUGUGAAGAAACGGACAGGCGACUGGUUUUAUGAUCAAAGGGUAAACCGCUUUUCCAUGACGCCUGCACAUGACCUUGUGAGAGCUUCCCUGAGAAAGAGGCACCAAAUUAAAAAGCGUGUUACGACCGGGGAAUUGCUUCUAGAAAGUACUGAGAAAAAUUUGGACCCACCCAAACCUGUUCCCGUGCCCAGACAGAAGAAGAUGAAUAAAAGCAGUUCAAGUGAGACGCUUGAAUCCAUCGCGUCUCGGGAGUCGAGUGAAUCCAAGUCCAGCGUUUCGUCAAAGACGAGCUUUUCUUCGAAGCCAACUCGCAGUGACACAGAGUCUGCAGAAAACCACAGUGAAACCAGCACCAGGACUAAUACAGAACCUAGCUGUGUGACCCCUGAGGAGACGGGAGAACUACAGCGUUCCAACUCCUCCAGCCCAACACCAUCCAGUGCUCCCAGUUUGUCUGUCCCAGUUAAAGCAGAUGUCGUCAGCACUGAUGGCGGCAACUCCAAUUCUCUAGCUGCGGUUAAAGGAAAAGCUGUCAGUCAGAGCCCUGAGCUGGAUGUUGAAAAGCUCUUCAAGAAGAGCAUCAGACGACCGGAAAAACCUGCAGAGUUUGGGUCAACAGUGGACCUUUGGGAUGGAUGUCAGACAUCAGAGCCUUCGAUGGGAAGCAGGAGCCGCUCUGUUCCAGGCUUAGAUUUACAGGAGAUUGAAGAGGAAGAAGAAGAUAUUGACACCUUGGUCAACAUUCACAAAAGCCAAAUGACUAAAAGUCACUCAGACCUCUAUAACUCAAAGAGCACACUGGGCAGCAUGAUGAGUAUUUACAGUGAUGCAGGAGACUACGGCACCGUGGAGGUGAGCGGGCAGGUUGUCUUCUCUCUGCGAUACGACGAGCACACCCAGAGCUUGCAAGUUUUCAUCAAGGAGUGCCAGGAUCUGGCUUACGGCGACGCCUCCCGGAAGCUCUCCAACCCUUAUGUAAAAUGUUAUCUGCUCCACGACAAAACUCGCCAAAGCAAGAAGAAAACCAGCAUCAAGAAAAACACCAUCCAUCCCAUUUUCAGUGAAACCUUAAAGUACUCCAUCAGCCGCUCUGAACUGCUCAACCAAUCUGUGUCGAUAUCUGUCUGGCAUCAUGGCCGCCUCAGUCGUAACGUCUUCCUGGGGGAGGUGAUGGUCCCCUUGGACAGCAGGAACCUGGACAGUCCUCUUGAAGAAUGUUGGCACCUCACAGGGAAGACGAGUUCUGAUGUGCCAGCUACAGCCUUCGAACAGUACAGUGGAGAGUUGGUCAUCUCACUGAAGUACGUCACUCCUAACAAGUCUACCACUGAGAAAGUCAAAGGCAAAAAAGCUGCUAAAGUCCAAGGAGGAGAGCUGCAUGUUCUCAUCAAGGAGGCAAAAAAUCUGAAGUCAGGAAAGUCUGGAAGCACAACAGACAGUUUUGUUAAAGGUCACUUGUUUCCAUCAAAGGCAAAGACCACAAAGAUGAAGACUCCAGUGGUGAAGAAGAACCUGAACCCUCACUAUGAUACCAUUUUUGUGUAUAAUGAGCUGACUCUGGAGCAGCUGAAGGAGGUGUGUUUGGAGCUGACGGUGUGGGACAAGGAGGCCGUGCUGAACAAUGAAUUACUGGGAGGUGUUCGCCUCAGCUCUGGCAACGGAGCGAUCAAAGUUGGGAAAACGGAGGUGGAGUUGGACUCUGUUGGAGAGGAGGUCAGUCUGUGGCAGAAGAUGAUGCAGUACCCUGACUCAUGGGCAGAGGGCACUCUUCCACUGCGCUCCACCAUGGCAAAGAUGGCAAAGAUAAAGGGGAAAUGAGGGCCGGACGCUAAAGGAUCCAGACACUAAAGUGAUGAGAACUACAGAAGCUGAGACCAACUUGAUACCGUGGCUGUAUUCCAGCUUUGAUGCUGAUCAGACCUGCUGAGGAGCAUCACUGUUUGAUAUGUAGUUAACAUCUACCUCCCUGUAUGAAGUCCAUCUUAGGUUCCCUGACUUCAGACUGUUGAGAAACGUGCCAAAGCAUCACCACACUAAGUUCAUUUUUGUUUUUUAAAGUCCAGACUGUUAGUUUCAAAUCUUUAGAUCCACUUUGUCUCACUGCAUCUUUUUAUUGCAUACAGAACACAGAGCAGUUCUGUCUCUGCACUGUAACAGAACUGUGCCUUCGUUCAAUCCAACACAACUGCACUUUAGGACUGACGUCAACGAGAUUUGUGUAUAAAUAAGUUGAAUUAAAAGCCAGUUAAUGAAA
Oryzias melastigma (Indian medaka) is the source of this 2842-nucleotide messenger RNA. RefSeq names its product synaptotagmin-like 4 (gene sytl4). Gene Ontology annotation, biological process: exocytosis; intracellular protein transport. The transcript has 17 exons. Bases 256 to 2406 code for a protein of 716 amino acids. Lineage: Eukaryota; Metazoa; Chordata; Actinopteri; Beloniformes; Adrianichthyidae. Gene Ontology annotation, cellular component: plasma membrane; exocytic vesicle. Gene Ontology annotation, molecular function: neurexin family protein binding; small GTPase binding. The record is from RefSeq and is a predicted model, not a curated record.